AUGGGAACUUGUUAAUAAUGCAAGUAGUAGACAACUCCUGAAAUUAUAAAUGUUGUACCCACAAUUCCAAGAGAAUCAAAAAGUGCUAACAUUCGAAAUAUCAUCCAGUUGAUGAAUGAAUUUGAUAAUUACAUAAUUAUCAAGACUACCUAAUACUCAUUUUUAUUUGAUGAUGAUAUCGGUUUGGGCAGGCAGGAAAACACCAAAACGAUCACAACACAAGGGACUGUGAAACCAAUCAAUCUAUCCAAGUUACGAGCAGCGAAUGAGGACCUCAAGCAAUUGAAGAAUUAAUCUAACGAAUAAGACAAAUGCAUGAUUGACAAGAAAAUGGUCUUCCAGAGUGGUCUUGAAUUAGGUGAUACCUUACCUUCAAUAAAAUUCCAAUUGUUAUUCAACGAUCAUGAUCAGGUUCUGAAUUUGCAAGAGGGCAAAUACACUCUAAUAAAAUCAUGGAGUCAAGGAGAACAAAUGGUUAAUUUUGAGCAUGCCAUAGAUUUGAUUGACUCUCUGAAAUAGACUGAUUUGCAAUUGAUAGGGUUGGCAAGAGGCAAUAUCGAGUAGAAAUCAGUUUAUGAAGAGUUGGUGCGAUCAAAUCACAGAUGGGAAAACUUUCAACACAUCUAUAUCUGCACAGAAGGACAGGAGAACCUUGACAAUCACAUCUUGGAUAUCUACUUCCAAGAAAAUACUAAUGAAGUAGAGGAAGGGUUUUAGGUUGGUGCCUUGUUGUUUUAUGGGACAAAAUUAAUAUGGAAGAGAUAUAAUCAUGAGUGGGAUAUAUUCUCAGAUUCUGAGGAAGUGGCUCAGGAAGUAACAACCCUAAUUAAUAAAGGUGUGAAAGAAUAUUCUGGAAAACAGCAAACUAAUCUUGUUAGCAGCAUCACGAAAGAAUAAUAUUGUUAAAUCAAGAAAUUUGUUUUGGAUCAACAAACUCAAUAGCCUUUCACAAGGAAAAUCAAUGUAAGUGUCACCAAGAGAACAUUCUUUGGGAAGAAUAACAAAACUAUUGUUUAUGACAAUCCCAUUAUAGAUGUGAAUUGUUCACCAAAAUCAUAACAAAUUACUGAAUCUUUCAUUAGACCUCUCGGAUCUAAAAGUGUUGUUUGGGAUGGGUAAUUGCUAAAGAAAGCAUUAACAUAAAAAAUAUAAUCAAAAAACCUUAAUAUAGAAGCAGCAUUGGAAAGACAAAUCAAAAUUUAAAUCAAUUACGAAAAGAAUAUUAUUUCAAUACCCUAAUGGGAAUCUUCCGCUUUGGUUCCCUAUUAUAAAUCCACUCUAUACAUCUCGUAAGUCAAAUAAUGGAUUCAUGCCAGAGAUGAGGUACUGAGUGAAUGCGAGAGCUCUGAUGAUCCUGUUACUGCCAGAAUCAACAAGAUGAUCAAAGACUUUUUUACUCAUAUCCCCACAGUGGAAAGAAUUCAAAAUCAGCAGUAUGGAAAGAUACCCUAUGCAGAAAAAAGGAAGCCCCCCUAUGAGGAGAUGUCUAUCUCUAAGAGCUUGGGCAAUGAAGAAAUCACCAGAAAACAAGACAAAAUUCUAUUGAUUCUUUUGAUUGAUUAUGAAAAUGAUGACACACUGGAAUUAUUAAAAAGUCUGAUUAAAUACAAAAAAGAAAAUCAAUGUCCUUUACAAAUUGCUGUUUUGGGACAUAUCAGAGCAGAAUCUUGGACUAAACUAUUCCAAGCAUUCAUGGAAAAACAUAAAUUAAACAAUGAUGCAGAAGAAGGGGUUAUUGAAACUUGGUUCCCAGUUGAAGAUAAAAUAGGCUCAAUUACCUUUAGUGCUAUUCUAAGUAAAAUGUACAAUCUUGUACUUGAAAAAAGAGAUUGCAUGCUUGUUGAUUUAAAAAAUUAGAUUCGGGUAUUGGAAUCAAGCAGAAGAGUAAUUCCUAAAAUCCAUACCUACAUCAAUGAUUUACAAAACUAUUCCUAAAAUCCAGAAAGAGAAAUCAGCAAUUAUCGAAAUUAAUAUUCUUAGUUUAAAAAAUGUAUUCGAAAAGAACACAAUCUUAAGGAAAUAACUACUAAAAUUAAGUAGUAAUGCAAAGAGGAUGACACUUUGAUAAUGUAUGAGUAAAAGAAAUCCAAAGUUUGGGAUUUUGAGAAUGGUAAAAUCAGUGAAACCAGGAAAUACUCGUAACCUACUAAAAUUUUGAGGUUACCCCCUAAAUCAACUGAAUUAGACAACUUGAAUUCAAUUAUAAGCAAGUACAUUGAAAGCUAAGAUAUUUUAUAAAUGAAAUGA
Paramecium tetraurelia is the source of this 2247-nucleotide messenger RNA. RefSeq lists its product as uncharacterized. The transcript is spliced from 2 exons. The record is from RefSeq and is a predicted model, not a curated record. Lineage: Eukaryota; Ciliophora; Oligohymenophorea; Peniculida; Parameciidae.